Rhodotorula toruloides NP11 is the source of this 1923-nucleotide messenger RNA. Its product is annotated as peroxisomal biogenesis factor 3. Lineage: Eukaryota; Fungi; Basidiomycota; Microbotryomycetes; Sporidiobolales; Sporidiobolaceae. The coding region runs from base 1 to 1923 and encodes 640 amino acids. The record is from RefSeq and is a predicted model, not a curated record. Gene Ontology annotation, molecular function: protein-macromolecule adaptor activity. Gene Ontology annotation, biological process: protein import into peroxisome membrane. The transcript is spliced from 6 exons. Gene Ontology annotation, cellular component: peroxisomal membrane.
AUGUUCUCCUCCCUCUCAACCUUCAUCUCGUCCCGCCGACGCGGCCUCGCCUACACCGCCGCAACACUCGGGAGCGCCUACCUCGCGGGGAAGUGGGCUUUGGGGAGGGUUUUGGAGGGCGCGGAGAGGGGACGGAGGGAGGGAUGGGGGAGGGAGGAUCUAGCACGCCGCUUCAACCUCAAUAUCCAAGACUCGCAGUUUACCGUCCUUGCGCUCUUGCCGACUUUGGCGGCGGGAGUAGCGGAGGAGAUGGAUGUGGAGGGGUUGACGGGGGUUUUGGGGGAGAGGGCGAGGAGGGAGAGGGAGGAACGCGCGCGGGAAGAGGAGGAGCGGAGGAAAAGGGAGGAGGAGGAGAAGCGGGUUGCUGCGGAGGAAGAGCGGGCUAGCAGUGAGGCUGAGGAGGCUGCGAACAAGAAGGAGGCGCAACCGAAUGGCGAUGCGGCACAACCUCCCGGUCCAAUCGGCCAACCGCUUCACUCUCCCCUCCUUCCCAUGCCCAACAACCACGCACUCGCCAGCGCCUCGCUCAACCCCUCCGCACCAGUCUUCCAACCUCGUUCGCCCUCUCCACCUCAAGCAGCUGAACCGGCCGACGUCGAUUCCCUUCCCCCGCGAGAGCAGGAGGGAGGGGAGAUGGGCACGAGUUGGGCCGAGGUGGUGAAGCGCGAUGGGACGGAGCACGCGGAAGCUGCCGUGGAGGAGCGCGAAGGGGAGGGAGAGCAAAAAGUGGCGAAUGGACAUGCUGUGGAGGAGGAGGAGAAGCGGGAGGAGAAGGGGUAUGAGGUUGAUGGCGCUGCGGCGGCGGAUGUGGAGGGCGAGACGGGCGAGACGGGCGAGACGGAGAAAAAGGUCGAGUUGAACGGUGUGCAGGAGGAGGACAAACAGGAGCUGGUGGAGGCGUCGAAGCCUGCGCAGCCGGAGAAGACCAAAGCCGAGUUGUGGAACUCGAUCAAGCUCCUCUCCUUCACCCGCCUCUUCACCUCAAUCUACCUCCUCGUCCUCCUCUCACUCCAGACACACGUCCAACUCGCCCUCCUCGGCCGAUCAGCAUACGUCGAAUCGCUCCUCUCCGCCCUCCCGCCUCGUUCUCCCUCUCCUUCUUCCUCCGCCCACCUUCUCCCCGAGUCCCCGCCUCCCGCGCUGGACGACUCAGCAACGCAAGACGACGACCUCGAAUCCGCACUCUACGCGGCCAAGUCUCUCCCUCCCACCCCCGCAGAGGAGCGGAAGGACGUCGAGAGGAAGUACCUCACGUUUAGUUGGUGGCUGUUGCAUGAGGGGUGGAAGGUCGUGUAUAGGAGGGUUGAGCAGGCGGUGGAGGAGGUUGUUGGGCCGAUGGGACUCAAGACCCCGCUUGUGUAUGGCGAGCUCGGGGCGUUAUUCGCACAGAUUCGGCGGCGGAUCGAGCAGGAUGCGGACGGCAAGCUCUUCGACUUCUCCCCCGCGCUGCACCCGCCAACGCAAGACCUCGAGAUCCAAACCCUCAUCGCCGGCGGGUCCUACAGUCCCUCUUCCUCCGCCGCAAUCGCGGAUCCGAUAACCCCCUCCCUCCGCUCCCUCCUGAACGAAACCUCCGACGCGCUCGACUCCCCCGACGCCGCUCUCGUGCGCGCUCUCUCGUUGGACAAACUCUUCUCCCUCGCACUCGAGAAAGUCGAAGUCGCUUUCCGGUCGGGUGGAGGAGAGAGGGGAGCGAGGUUUGAGGAUGUGACGGAGAAACAGGCGAGACUGGCGAGUUUGUUGCCGGUUUUGACGAGGUUGUCGGCUGCCAAGGGGGAGGCGGGAGGUGCGGUGCUCGCGAGUGGGCUGAAUGGGAACGAGUGGGUCGAGGCCCUCGAAGAUGUCCGAGAACUGCGCGAGUUUGCGGCGGUGCUUUACGGCAGCUGGGACAGGGACAACCUCCGUGCGAGUUGUGUGCUGUAG